AUGUCAGAGAACUCUGAUUUACCAAAUGCUAUUUUGGCAAGAAUUAUAAAACAAGCUUUACCAGAGAAUGUGCAGAUUGCAAACGAGUCAAAGUUGGCACUGGCUAAAGCCGCUAAAGUUUGGAUACAUUAUUUAACUGCUUGUUCAAUAGAUAUAUGUCAAAAUGCUGGUAGAUCUACAUUAUCGGGUAAAGAUGUUAUUGCUGCCCUCGAUGAGAUUGAUUUCUCUCAAUUCAUAGAACCAUUAGAAGAGUUUAUUGCAGUUACAAAGAAAGAAAAAGAAAGUAAAGAAAAAGAAAAUAAAGAUAGUAAAGAGAAAGAUACAUCAUCAAAAGAUAAAGAUAGCAAAGAUAAUAAAGAUAAGGAUAGCAAAGAUAGUAAAGAUAAAGAUACAACCUCAACCUCAACUUCAACUUCUUCAUCAACAUCCAAAGAUAAGAAAUAA
Molecule: messenger RNA, 444 nt
Organism: Heterostelium album PN500
Lineage: Eukaryota; Evosea; Eumycetozoa; Acytosteliales; Acytosteliaceae
Gene: ybl1
Product: YB-like 1 protein
Exons: 4
Coding region: 1-444 (147 amino acids)
Biological process (GO): leading strand elongation; DNA damage response; heterochromatin formation
Cellular component (GO): CHRAC; epsilon DNA polymerase complex
Molecular function (GO): chromatin DNA binding; protein heterodimerization activity
Source: RefSeq, a predicted model, not a curated record